AUGACGGCCGACGGGGAACCACACGACCGGGAAGCGGCCGCGAUGGGAUUCGAGGUGCUCAAGGGUACGCUACGAGAUGGCGUAGGUGCGCGUCUCGGGCGUCUGGCCAUUGCGGGGCGCGCUCCCAUCGACACGCCCAAUUUUAUCGGCGUCACAUCGAGGGGCACGCUCCCACAUCUCACUCCGGACAACAUCACCCGGCAUUUGCAGACGAAAGGGGCGUAUAUGGCCCUGGAAGAUUUCAUUGAGAAGCCACAGCACCAUCCCAAGAGGAUACCGCCCGUCUACCAAACGCCCACCGCUCCUGCAGGUGCUCCCUCUCCAGCUGGCCAUGUCUCUCAACCGACCCCCCGCUUGCACGCCUUCACUGCCAUGCCCCGCUCUGUCACCACCGUCCUCGCCGCCCGCCGUCUGCCCGCCGUACCCGCGCCCUCGGGCAACACCAACAAAUCCAUCUCCGUCUUCACCUCUACCGGCUUCCAGGCCGUGACCACGCAGGACUACCUCUCGGCCGUCACAGCCUUGUCUCCAGACAUCGCCAUCCCCCUCGCCGACCUGACCCAUAGCACCGACACGCCGAGUUCCAAGCGCGCCCUGCGCAUGGCCGAGCGGACCGACGAGUGGAUCGUCGAGUGGUUCGCCUCGCUCCAGACCCGGGGCCGGACUAGCACGACGACGACAGCUACCUUUGCCCCCAUCCUGCCUGUCCCCUACCCGAUCCAGUGGGAGUACAUCUCCCGCCUAGCCGAGGACUAUGUCCCGACGGGCCAGCUAGCCGGCCUGGCCGUGCACAACCCGGAUGUCCUCCGCGACGUGGCCGAGCACUACCCGUCCCUACUCCCUCUCCCGCGCUUGUCGCUAUCCACCCCGCCCACACCGCACCACAUCCUCCGCCAGAUCUCCCGAGGCGGUAUUGAUCUCUUCACCAUCCCGUUUAUCAACGCCCUCUCCGACGCCGGCCUAGCUCUGUCUUUUACCUUUCCUCCUCCUCCGCUCACAUCAGAAACACAACCCGAGACCCAGACACAGACACAGACACAGACACAAACGACAACAACCACAACCACAAAAACAACCCGCCUCCCCCUAGCAAUCGACCUCUCCGACCCCGUCCACGCCUCCUCCCUCGCCCCCUUAACCUCACUCUCCACCUGCCCCUGCUACGCCUGCACCGCCCACCACCGCGCCUACGUUCACCACCUCCUGCACGCCCGCGAAAUGCUCGGCUGGACCCUCCUGCAGAUCCAUAACCACGCUGUGGUCGCCUCCUUUUUCCAGGGCGUGCGCGACACGUUGCUACACGGUCCUUCUGAAAGCUCUACAGAAUCAGGCAGUCACAACAAUUCCAACUUCAACUCCAAUGAUGGGAAUGGAGGGAAUGGUAGGGAUGAAAUAGAGAGGCAAGAGACAUUCGACCAAGCCAUGGCGCGUUUUACACAGACGUAUGAGGUUGAUUUCCCCGAAGGUGCGGCGGAGCGGCCCAGGGCGAGGGGGUAUCAGUUCAAGAGUGUUGGCGGUGGGGAAGGGAAGAGGAAUAAACCGGCUUGGGGGAGGUUUGAUGGGGCUGAUGAGGGGGGGGAGGGGGGUCUUGAUGGAAACGGAGGGAGGGAUAAAGAGGGCGGAGAGAGUGGGUGA
Dichotomopilus funicola is the source of this 1635-nucleotide messenger RNA. Its product is annotated as tRNA-guanine(15) transglycosylase-like protein. Gene Ontology annotation, molecular function: tRNA-guanosine(34) queuine transglycosylase activity. Lineage: Eukaryota; Fungi; Ascomycota; Sordariomycetes; Sordariales; Chaetomiaceae. Bases 1 to 1635 code for a protein of 544 amino acids. The record is from RefSeq and is a predicted model, not a curated record. The transcript is spliced from 2 exons.